AUGCUGACAAAAUUCAAUCAAGCAUAUUCAGAAUUAAUCGGGAAACUACCUCCUUCACUAGAAAAUGAAGCUUGGAAACAUCUUAUUUCUAGAAAGCGAAAUCCAAUAACAGAAGAGGACGCUAGUACCAUUAACCCCUUAAUAGAAUUAUUUUUGAAUCACGAGAUUAUACAACAAGCUUGGAGAAAUUUCAAGAAGAGACCUGAAUCCUUAGCAUCCAAAGUUUGGAAUGGAAUUAGAAAUGAUAACAUCUCCAAUGAUAAGAAAUUUUUAGGUUUAACCCGACAUAAAGUGAAAAAUGCACAAACCCGAGAUCAAUUCAAUCUGUGGAAAGCUGAGCAAAUUGAAAUGUAUAGGAAAUGUAAUUCUGAUAUGAUUCGUCUCUUUCUUGAUAGAAAAUAUGAAGAAUAUUAUAUUCCAUAUGAUUGGAUAGGUUCCAAGAAAAAUCAAUUAUACGAGAGAUUGUGA
Molecule: messenger RNA, 468 nt
Organism: Entrophospora sp. SA101
Lineage: Eukaryota; Fungi; Glomeromycota; Glomeromycetes; Entrophosporales; Entrophosporaceae
Source: the annotation of a GenBank genome assembly